GCCAGUAUCCGCGCUGCAGGUUUGGACUAAAUGUUUUGCUAAAAGUGUUUCUUUAAGCGUCACAAAAUGUACACACCACCUUUCGAGAGAUGUCAUUUGCCAAUGAGGACACAUUAAACUUAGAGAACAGAAAUGACACAGUGAGAACUUACGUUUUGAUUCCACGUGUAGCCCUCGUGGGUCAACCUUCGUCGCAGACUCAACUGUGCUAAAUAACUUUGAUUUCGGCCUUUAUCACAUCAUCUAAACCUUGGUUGGUCGCUUGUGUUACUGCCCAAGUGCUUGCUCUGCGGGCUCAGAGGUGGACAUGAACCCCCCGAAGAGGCUCCGGCCCACAGGAGAUGAGGAAGAAACACCGACAAGCGGGAAGGAGGAGGGGGGAGCAGUGGAUGUGAGUAUUGUCAUGCCAAUGUACAAUGCAUCCUGUUGGCUGGAUGAAUGUCUGCAGGCCAUAUUACAUCAAGACUACACUGGCACCAUGGAGCUGUCUGUCUUUGAUGACGCAAGCACUGAUGACUCCAGGACAGUGGUGGAGGGCUGGAAGGAGAGGCUGGAGGAGAGGGGCGUCUCCGUGGUGAUCUCCGGCCACAACUCAUCCCAACCCAGAGGAGUGGGAUAUGCGAAGAACAAGGCAGUGUCUCAGAGCUGUGGGCAAUACUUGUGCUUUCAGGAUGCGGAUGAUGUUAUGCUUCCCCAAAGAGUUGGUCUGCAGCAUGACGCCUCUGUCCUCCACCCACACUCUCUGAUUGGCUGUCAAGUUCAGAGGGUCCCUGAGGGCUCUACGGAGCGAUACACCCGCUGGAUCAACAUGAUCUCUCAGGAUCAGCUCCUCACACAGGUGUACACCUCUCAUGGGCCAACAGUUGUCAUGCCGACGUGGUUCUGCUCGAGGAACUGGUACCUGAAGGUUGGACCGUUUGAUGAGGGGGGCAUGGGAGUCCCGGAGGACUUGAUCUUCUUCUACCAGAGUCUUCGUCAGGGAGGGGGCAUGGCCAGGGUCGACCAGUGCCUGCUGGUGUACCGUUACCACGAGAAGGCCACCACACACUCUGUAACAGAGGAAACCAUUUGGAAUCUGCGAGUGGACUUCCUACAGGAGAGAGUUCUCAGCCAAUGGGAGAGCUUCACCAUAUGGAACGCUGGGAAACAGGGCCGGAAGCUGUACCGAAGCCUAAGCCCGACCAAUCAAAAGAAGGUGAAGGCUUUCUGUGAUGUCGAUGAGAACAAGAUCCAGAAAGGUUUUUACACAUAUGAGGACUCUGAGCAAAGACCCAAGCCAAAAGUCCCAGUUCUGCACUACAAAGAUGCCUCGGCCCCCUUCAUUAUCUGUGUAAAACUGGACAUGACAGGAGGCGUUCUGGAGGAAAACCUCAACUCCUUGCAGCUAAAGGAAGGAACUGAUUACUACCAUUUCAACUGACAGCUCAGAGUGAUGGAGACGUGAAGAGGAGCCCUGCGGCUUUAGAAGAGGAAUGCACACAGACUGAGGGAUAGACAGGUGAUAAGAAAGGAGUGAACCAAACACUGGCACAAUAACUCUACCAAGACUAGGGAAAGAGUACGUUUUAAUGUAUGUUUUAAGCGUUAAAAGAUUAUUUCUAUGUGUGGAAAUUGGUGUGAAAAUGUAAAAGUGCAAAGUUGACGCAACCGCUGAUGAAAACAAAACAGUUUUAUCCCAGCCCUGUUUCCUCCACCACAAUAGUGAGAUAGCUAUCUUUGUUAGAUGAGAACACUCUCUCAUUUCUGUUCAUUAAAUAUGAGGUUACAGCCAGGAGAAGCAAGACUGGAAACAGUGCACCAAAGCACGCUACUGCCACAUUACACACGCUAAGGCACGACAUGAGACCUUUCUUUUCCAUAUUCUAAUUAGGAAAAGUUCUUUAUAGUACUUUUUUGUGUGCAGUGCAUACCACUGGUUGCUCAGAGGGAACUUACAAAACUGCGACAUCCUGCUCUAACCCGCUAUUCUUGAUUAGCCAAGUGAUUUUUCUAAAUUACAAGACCAAGAUUUAAAAAAAUAACACAGGCUAAAUCCUGUCAUGUUCAGAAUUCUGCAGCUGUUCCUCUGUUGGGUUUGGGAUGAAAGAAUGGAGUAUUGUGCGCUGUGCUGCGUUGAAGAGGAUGUUACGCUAACGUCACUAUGACAGUCAGGUAAGACUCCCACCUACAUUGACAGAGUACUAUCCACAGUGGAAAACGAUAUAGAAAAAAACAUCAUCUACCAAAAGGGGUUGAGUCGUGUUGAGUUUAGCUGAACCAUGCAGGAGAAAUUAGGAAUAUUUAACACAUCAUAUCACGUUUAUCCUGUUUUAACGUACACAUUUUUGUAAGAAUCAAACAAACUUUGUGCUAAACUACGCUAACCAUCCAGCCUGUGGCUUCAUUCUGCUCAACAGAUUAGAUUGAAAGAAGUGAGAACAGGGAAGAAGUAAGUAUGUUUAUUUAUGUUUAUUUCCCCCAAAUACCAAACUAUUUCAUAAAAAAACUUGAACUUUGGUUUUCAUGCCAAAAGAAGGAUCUGUUUCUCAUGCCAGAGGAUAUUACUGUUGCCGAUGUUGUAGGAAUAAAAUGUAUCUAUGUUUUCUAACCCUGUGUGCCCGGAGAUUGGUAUUUGCCAACCUGUACGCUUGAACUAGUGUUGAAGUUAGAGGAAGCCAUGUGAAUCAGCACCAUCACAGAAGGUUUAACUUAUAAAGGGCGGGAUGUUUUAUGACCGGAAUCACUCCGAUUUCUCAAUAGCCUUCGCUGAUGCAACCAUGCAAAAUCAGAUGCACGCACACAGCUGCUGCAAAUGUACAAACAUGGAUACUGCAUGUAUUUGUUUUUCUUUCCCGGGGUCUCUUAUGAAAUCUGAAGAACAAUAACCUCUUUAAGAGAGCACAGUUCAGAUACAUAAACACGCAUAAAAAGUUUAUUUUACCUCACAGAGUGUGGAGUUUUUCCGCCCAAAGGUAAACAGACCUUUUCCCACAAAAUCGCCCCCAAUGUUUCCUGGGUCAGAGACGUGGUCUGCCUUACUGUAAAUGUGGCCGCAGCAGUUUGCAAGG
Molecule: messenger RNA, 3047 nt
Organism: Trematomus bernacchii (emerald rockcod)
Lineage: Eukaryota; Metazoa; Chordata; Actinopteri; Perciformes; Nototheniidae
Gene: b3gntl1
Product: UDP-GlcNAc:betaGal beta-1,3-N-acetylglucosaminyltransferase-like 1
Exons: 12
Coding region: 308-1420 (370 amino acids)
Source: RefSeq, a predicted model, not a curated record